Arachis ipaensis is the source of this 1308-nucleotide messenger RNA. Its product is annotated as aspartic proteinase nepenthesin-2-like. Lineage: Eukaryota; Viridiplantae; Streptophyta; Magnoliopsida; Fabales; Fabaceae. The record is from RefSeq and is a predicted model, not a curated record.
AUGGCACCGUUAGUGAAGAUGAUGAUCUUGACUUUCUUCCUUAUAGCGUUGUCGUCAAAGUUAUCACCCCUCCCACGCCACAGCCUUCCUCCACCACCACCAUCACCAAGUGAUGGCUUGUCCCUCGAGCUCAUCCCGCCCCAUUCCCCAAAAUCUCCAUUUUACAAAAAGACCCAUCAUUCCUCCUUAGGCAUAGUAAAUCCCCUCAUUUCCCCUUCCAAACAAGGCGGCAUGUUAAUUAGCGUUGGUAUUGGCACCGGGGACGAUGGUACUGCCCCUUACAAAUCUUACCUUUUGAGGCUGGACACUGGAACCGACCUAACAUGGAUCCAGUGUGAGGAGUGUAACAUUGAAGAUGAAAACCACAGGUGCUAUAGCCAAAGAGGUGAACCAUAUCCAAAUAGCAAGUCAGGAAGCUACCGACCUGUGCCUAAAAGCCACCCCUUCUGCCUUCCGGGAGACUACGACGAGGAAAGAGGCCGUUGCACAUAUUCGAUCCAGAACUUUGAAUAUGGCCUCAACAGCUCAGGCGUGCUUGCCGCUGAUACGUUCACAUUCCCCUCACCAACGGGUACUGCGCGGGUGAACAAUAUUGGCUUUGGGUGUGGUUAUAAGAACUAUAACCCAAGCGCCAGUCAUGAUUAUGAAGUAACAGGGGUUUUUGGCAUGAGCCGUGGGUUUCGUUCUUUUCUCAGGCAAUAUCAAUAUGAGAGGUUUUCUUAUUGCCUGGCUCCCUAUGUGAAAAACGAAAACCCUCCCCAAACCUACCUGAGGUUUGGCUCAGAAGUGAGGCCGCCGCCAACAUACUUCCAGACGCUGGAUCUUCUCAUGCUUGGGUCAAACAAAUAUUACUAUUAUGUGGAGUUGGAAGACCUCGGGGUAAACAGCCAGAGGCUUCGGAUUGAUCGGACCAAGUUUGGAAAUCAGCCGUUACUUCUUGACACUGGCUUUCCCGGUUCAUAUUUUCUGAACGCUGUCCAUGAAGAACUUGUGGGUAAACUAGACAGCAUUUUAAUUACUGCAGCUGGGGAGUUCAGUAAGAUUAUCCGUGAUGACAGCAGCAUUUGCUAUAAGAGAAUGAGGAAGCCACCACAAGGAUUUACUCCCAACAUACCAAGUGUCAAUUACUUUUUCAAGGGAGGUGCUCAUCUCAAUUUGCCUCCUCAGAAUGUUUUUGAAAGGAUGGAAGUAACUGAAAGCACGACAAGGAGAGUCAGAGAAUGGUUCUAUUUGAACAUUUUCUCAAGCCAGAUCAAAAACAUCUUAGGUGCCUACCAACAAACUGACUUCAAGUUUAUUUUUGAGUAA